AUGCCAUUUUCUCUGCCAUCUUUCAAGUAUCCGCUUGCGCGCCCGGAUGAGGGAUAUUGGAACCCCGUCACCUCGACGAUCAACUGGUGCGAAGAGGAUUACUACGCGACCAUCUACUCGGCCGAAAUCGUCAAUACUCUCACGAACCUACUGUUCAUAUGGCUCGGGGUCAAGGGCAUUCGCAACUGUAUGAAACAUGGCCAUGACAGUAUCUUCAUCGCCUCGUUCUUGGGUUACCUGCUAGUUGGGAGCGGAUCCUUUGCUUUUCAUAGCACCCUGAAGUACCCGAUGCAGCUGGUGGAUGAGCUUUCCAUGAUCUACACGGCGAUUAUCAUGUGCUAUGCCACAUUCUCAUUCUCGCAGUCUCGACUGAACCGGAUAUUGCUCGGGGUCGGAUUGUCCGGAUUGGCAGUAUUCAUUACGCUGUACUAUCACUAUCUCCAAGACCCAGAAUUCCACCAGAACGCCUUCGCCCUCCUCCUCAUUGUGAUCAUGGCUCGAAGCACAUACGUGAUGGAAGUAAACAUCAGACCGAGCCUGAAGGAAAAGUACGGCAUGAAAUCCCGCAAAACCAUUGGAUCAGAGCCUCUCGCAGCUUCAGAAAGUGUGGCGAAUGAUCUGCGGGACACGGCUAUCCUCAAGAAUAUGUGGUUGAUGGUAACAAUUGGCCUGGCUAUCUUCUUGGGCGGUUUUGGAAUCUGGAACUUGGAUAACCUCUACUGCUCCACUGCACGGCAGUGGAGACAUCAGGUUGGAUUGCCUUGGGGGAUCCUGCUUGAGGGACACGGGUGGUGGCAUUUGAUGACUGGAGUUGGAGCCUAUUAUUACAUUGUCUGGGCUAUUUGGUUGCGUCACUGCCUCAACGAGCGGAAAGACGAGUUUGUGCUGAACUGGCCAUCGAUUUGGUCCAUCCCAGAAGUUACCUCUUGCUCAACUGCUGAGAAAAGCAACGGGUGGUCAAAUGGCUACUACAGUAGCUACACUAACGGUCACCUAACCGGAAAAGCGAAUGGGAGAGCGAGGGGUCAUGGGAAUCGUGAGGACAGAAAGUCUGUUUAG
Messenger RNA from Drepanopeziza brunnea f. sp. 'multigermtubi' MB_m1, 1059 nucleotides. NCBI's taxonomy places the organism in Eukaryota, Fungi, Ascomycota, Leotiomycetes, Helotiales, Drepanopezizaceae. The record is from RefSeq and is a predicted model, not a curated record.